Asparagus officinalis (garden asparagus) is the source of this 1020-nucleotide messenger RNA. RefSeq lists its product as uncharacterized. Bases 1 to 762 code for a protein of 253 amino acids. The record is from RefSeq and is a predicted model, not a curated record. Lineage: Eukaryota; Viridiplantae; Streptophyta; Magnoliopsida; Asparagales; Asparagaceae. Gene Ontology annotation, cellular component: chloroplast. The transcript has 8 exons.
AUGCGGUCGGCAACAGUGACAAUCACGAGCUUGCUCGAAGGCGGCGGCGACUAUGGUCACGAGUUUGGUCUGAGACGGAGGCGGGGUCGCGAGAUUUGGGGCGGAGAGCGCGCGUUAUCCCAGCCCCCCCCAUUUACGCUCUCACCCUCUCAUCGUCACCAAAAACCAAAUCAAAACCCUAACCCUAGUUUCUCUUUCACUUCUCGUCGAGCUGCUCUCCUACUCCUCUCUCUCCCCUCUCUCAUCGCCCAGCCCCCACCUUCAACCGCCAUCUCCUUGGGAAUUUCGGGGCCGAAGGAGUGGCUGAGGGGUCAGAAGAAGAAAGCGGCGAGGUACGUGUUGGAUCCCAUCGUGGCGUCGCAGCGGAGCCUGCGAUCCGCGUAUCUCUUGAUGACAUCAGAAGCUGUAGACGGAGUAUCUGAAGAGAUAAAGAGGCUAUUGAACUCAGCAAGAAGGGAUUGUGUACCGCAGGAGAGGAGCUCUGUUGUUGCUUUUCAAGCUAGAAGUGGUGUAGAGGUUUGCACGUUCAAGUUGAUUGUAAAGAAUGCAGCUUCUUUGCUUGAUGAUUCAGAUCCUGUUAAAUUGGAAGCAGAAGAUAGGCUUGAUGUUCUUAUAAGAUCAUUUUCUGCCUUGGGUACUACCGUAGACAAAAGUGAUUUCCGGCUUAAUGCUGAUAGAGAAAAGGUUAAAGAAGGGCUAACGGAUUCAAUAUAUGCCCUGGGCAAAUUUGGGCAGGCAAUUAAGGACUGCUUAGGUGUUUGAUUCUCCUGACAAUCAUAGACCAUUUUCGAGUACCAUUAUGAGAGCUUCAUUGUUCGAAAGUAAUGUCAUCCUAUUUGUUGCUUGUACAGCCUAAUCAUCACCUGGGUUUCUCUGUCACACAUGAUGGUUUACAUUGGUUGCUCGCUCUGGAGAACCUGAGGCCUCGACAAGAUAUAACCGCCGACAAGGAGCUCCAUCCUCUGGAUGAGUCUGUAUUGACCUUGGCAAGUUCCUAAGCUUGGUAAACAAAUUUUGCGG